This is a messenger RNA of Brassicogethes aeneus, 1590 nucleotides long. NCBI's taxonomy places the organism in Eukaryota, Metazoa, Arthropoda, Insecta, Coleoptera, Nitidulidae. The record is from the annotation of a GenBank genome assembly.
AUGCUAAUCAUUCUGGAAUCCCUUUCCGCCGCCAAAAAAGAAACCGAAAACAAGAAACGUAGCGUUUUCGGUCUUCACGGUCUUGGCGCUGAAACCUACAGCACCGGACUUAACGGAUUCAACACCUACUCUUCCGGGCUUGAUGGCUUCAACAACUACGGCAGCUACGGUUCGCACGGUCUUUCUGGAUUGGGCUUGGGAAGCUUCGGCUACUCUGACGCUGGUUUGGGAAACUUUGGCUACUCUGCCGGUAAUGCCGGUCUCUACGCUGGUGACGCUUCCUUCGUCUCUGGUGCUCCAGUAGUAUCCACCGGAUUCGCCGCCGCCGCUCCAGUAGUGUCAACCGGAUUCGCCGCUGCCGCUCCAGUAGUAUCCACCGGAUUCGCCGCCGCCGCUCCAGUAGUAUCCACCGGAUUCGCUGCUGCCGCUCCAGUAUUAUCCACCGGAUUUGCUUCCGCCCCAGUAGUAUCCACCGGAUUCGCCAAUGAAGGUCUCGUCUCCUCCGGAAUCGUCCACGGCGGUACCACCACCCACGUAAGGAAAAUCACCCAAAAAGUAGCAGUACCAGUGAACCAACCCUACCCAGUUACCAUCACUCGUACCGUCCAAGUACCACAACCCGUCCACGUCCAAGUAACCAAGACUGUCCCAGUCCCAGUUGAACAACGUGUAGCCAUCGAUGUACCAAGGCCAUACGCCGUCAAAGUACCACACGCAGUCCCAGUAGCAGUCCGUGUAAACUACCCAGUCGAAGUACCAGCCCCAUACCCAGUCGUACAAGAAAGGAGAAUCGAAGUACCAGUAGAAAAACCAGUCAUCGUUAAAGUACCACACAACGUACCAUACCCAGUAGCCAAGCCAUACGCCGUCAACGUACCAACCCCAGUAUACACCAAAGUACCCCAACAAAUCGCCGUAAGAGUACCACAAAUCGUCAACCACGGAACCACCGCCACCCACAGCCAAUCCGGCAGCUUGAACUUGGCUCCAGCCGUCAGCGUACACAACACCGGAAUUGCUGUAGACAGCGGUGUAUCCACCUACUCCUCCGGAUUGGCCGGUGGUUUGGGAUACGGAUACGGUUUGGGACUUGGAUCCUUCGGCGGUGCCGCCUACGGAGCCGGAUACGGUCUUGACUCUGGCUUGUCCACCUACUCUGCUGGACUUAACUCUGGUUUGUCCUCCUACUCUGCUGGUCUUAACUCUGGAUACGUAAGCUCUGGAUUGAACUCCGGAAUCUACUCCGCCGGUCUUAACUCCGGAUUGGUAUCCUCUGGAAUCUCCUCCGACAUCGUAUCUUCCGGCCUUGACUCCGGAAUCGCAUCUUCCGGCUUCAACUCCGGAAUCGUAUCUUCCGGCUUCAACUCCGGAAUCGUAUCUUCCGGCCUUAACUCCGGAUUCGUCUCCUCUGGACAUAACUCUGGAUUGGUAUCCGAUGUAAGCUCUGGAAUUGUAGGAUCCGGCAUCAGCUCUGGAAUCGUAGACUCUGGAAUCCACUCCAUCGACGCCGGAUUCUCUGGACUCCACAACACCUACUCCACUGGCGCAUCUCACUUGAAAUUCGCCCGCAGCGUAAACAAGAAAGCAUAA